Musca domestica (house fly) is the source of this 372-nucleotide messenger RNA. RefSeq lists its product as uncharacterized. The record is from RefSeq and is a predicted model, not a curated record. NCBI's taxonomy places the organism in Eukaryota, Metazoa, Arthropoda, Insecta, Diptera, Muscidae. The coding region runs from base 1 to 372 and encodes 123 amino acids. The transcript has a single exon.
AUGGUUACCCACGGUAGUUCAUACAAACUUUUAAGAAAUCUUGAAGCUUUGAAUGAACCCCAUGUCCAAAUGCAUAGAGAUGAUGCACUGCAAAUACUAAGGAAAAAUUUAAAAGCCCGCUUAACUGAAGCCUAUGAGUCUAAUCGUCAUCAGUAUAACCUGAGGUCGAGACCUAUAAUUUAUAAGGUGGGCCAAGUUGUUUUUCGUAGAAAUUUUGCGCAGAGUUCACAUGAAAAGAAAUUCAACGCGAAAUUAGCCCCUCUUUUCAUCAAGGCAGUUGUUAAAGAAAAAGUAGGCAGUAAUUACGAUAUAUUGCAGGAUGCUGAUACCACAAAUAUUGGCACGUACCAUGCCAAGGACAUUCGUCCUUAA